UUCAGAGAUGCUAUGGAUGAUUUUAUAUCUGACACAUCCACCUUAAUGCCAUCAUCGCUGGACUGCACCGACUUUGAUUUCUCACUUGGCGAGGAGGUGGCCUUUGGUUGCUGCACCCCGCAGCUGGAGAGCAGCAUGCUGGCACAGAUGCCGCUGGCACAGAUGCCCCUGCAGCACCCACCUUCCCCGGAGCCAUGCUGGAGGGACCUGGCAGACCAGGGCCAGAAAGCACUGGGAGAUGCCCUUGAGGUUAACAGCCAGCUGCAGGAGACCCUCACGCAGAGGCAGGAAGAACUGGCGGCACUGCAGGAGAGCAACGUGCAGCUGAAGGAGCUGGCAAGCCAGGCCAGGCAGUUGGCUGCCGUCCUCGAUACGCUGAUGCAACCGCAUCGCACAGACGGGGCGGCCCUUCUUCCUCCUCCGCCUCUUCAUGCUCCUCCUCCUCCCGUCGCCGCGCCCCGUGUGGGUGCCGGUGAGCCGGAGCCGCGGGAGGAGGCGGCGGCGGUGGACGCCAUGCUGCGGGCCGUGUCGGAGAAGUGCCGCGCCGCCCUGCGGACCCUGGGGGGCAGCCCGGGGAGCAGCCCGGGGAGCAGCCCGGGGAGCAGCCCCACGGCCAAGCGGGCGCGGCCGGCUCCCCGCCUGCACGGCUCCUUCCGCGGUCUGCUCACCUCCCACGCCGCACUGCGCCCGGACUGCGGGGAGCUGGAGGGCGGUGGCGAGCUGCAGGGCGGUGGCAGCCUGCGGGCGUCGCUGGGCGAGGCGGGCGGCAUCCGCACCCUGGCCUUCCCGCAGGGCAGCGCCUUCACCUUUCGCACAGAAGCCGGCGGGUACCGCUUCCGCUGGGUGCCUCGCUGA
Molecule: messenger RNA, 855 nt
Organism: Neopsephotus bourkii (Bourke's parrot)
Lineage: Eukaryota; Metazoa; Chordata; Aves; Psittaciformes; Psittacidae
Gene: MCIDAS
Product: multiciliate differentiation and DNA synthesis associated cell cycle protein
Exons: 4
Coding region: 13-855 (280 amino acids)
Biological process (GO): negative regulation of cell cycle; negative regulation of DNA replication
Cellular component (GO): nucleus
Source: RefSeq, a predicted model, not a curated record